AUGCAUUUGUCCCCUGUUAAUAUCAUCAAGGCUUGCCUAUCAAGCCCGUUCUCAAGUAGAACUAGACUGCCCGUAGAUUCCAAAGUCAACGAGGACCAUUCCUAUGUUAAGGGUGAUCCAGCAAACAGAGGCCCAUGCCCAGGAUUGAAUGCCUUAUGCAAUCAAGGUUAUUUUAUAUUCUUAAGACCCCGUGAUGGCAAGAACAUAUCUGUGGCAGAGGUAGAGCAUGCUCUAAUGACUGCUUUGCAUAUGUCUAAAGCUGCAGCAAAAUCAUUGACCAGCAGCCUACCGCCAUUGUUGCGCAAGGACGGCAAAUUUGACCUGGUCGACACCAGGCGUCAUGAUAUCAUCGAACAUGACGCAUCCUUUACGCGCUUGGAUUUCCGUCAAGGUGAUAAUUAUACUUUCCAACCUCAUAUGCUUGAGGCCAUGAUCCAAGAUGCGGAAGGUGGCGAUGUGACAUUACGAACGUUGGCAAAGACAUUCAUUCGCAGGCACCAGGAAUCGAGAGCAGCUGGUGCCCCCUGA
This is a messenger RNA of Verruconis gallopava, 528 nucleotides long. RefSeq lists its product as uncharacterized. The record is from RefSeq and is a predicted model, not a curated record. The transcript has 2 exons. Lineage: Eukaryota; Fungi; Ascomycota; Dothideomycetes; Venturiales; Sympoventuriaceae. Bases 1 to 528 code for a protein of 175 amino acids. Gene Ontology annotation, molecular function: peroxidase activity.